GAGAAGAGAAAAUUUUUUGGAUCUCUCCGCGAUGUCGUGAAUGACGACAUCAAAAAUACGUAGAGGUAGACUGAUCACACUAAUUUGAAACGACAAGAAGUGACUCCUGUUUUAGUGUUUUUAUCGUAAAUUCUUGGCCACAACAAUCUUGAAUACAUCCUCUGCAGCAGUCUUUUUUGCGUGUUUCCCUUUCGUCCCACCUCUUCGUGUCAUUUUUUCCUCCAUCCAUCGCUUUCAUCAUCUAUCUUCAUUUGAUUUCAGUAACACCUGUGAUGUGUCGCACAUAAUCCAUCGUGAUUCUAGAGGAACAAGGUUGUUCUCGUUUCCUCGAUUUGCUGUUUUCUUAAGUCUUCUGUAGUCCUUAAUACCAGCACCAACAAAACAAGAUGUCAGAUGUUACGGGUUUUUUCCAGCGUGCCCAGACCUUCUCGACUUUCGAGGAGAGUCGGCGCAUGGAAGAUAUCGAGAUCGAGGUGUCAGACACAGGCGGCGGCCAUGCUGUAAUGGAAUCCUUUGAGUCCCGAUUCUGGGAGAAGAAUCAGGUUGGGACAGGCGUGAAGGCGGCGCUCGAUCCUGGUGCGGAGGCAAAAGCCGACGACGGCGAUCACGGUGCUGGAGGAGCAGGAGCGGAUCAUCUCGCGGGCAGUGCCGGGGCUGCGGCUGGAACACUUGCGGGGAGCGGAACGGUCCCACCAGGCGGAACGACACUCGCUGCCGGCAGCAGCUUAGCGGCAGAACAGGACUUGCUUCUCGAGCGAAGAUUUGCGAGACAGCCAACGCUAGCGGAAGUGAAGCGGGACGCAAAACGACAAGCGGCAGUAGACAGCGCCUUAAUGCGAGGCGGCGCUGAUGGUGACGAAGCAAGGAUGAUGGCGAAACGAGUGAAGAUCUCGAACAUGACGGAGGCAGAUAGUGUCCUUCGGGAAACCAAGCUGAUCACGUACUUCUGCAAGUUUUGCGGCGAGUGGGUGCUCAUCACCGACGCAGGCAAACUAGCGCGCAUGCCGGUGCGUAGCUUCGACUCUGCAACCAUAUUAGAGGAAACCCGGUUUCUCUGCAGGCUAAACGCGAACGGAGCAAAGCGGAAAACGAUAGUCCUCAAGAAAAAUGCGCAGGGGGUAGUAGACAACUCAUGUGCAGAGCAGCAAUACCGCUUCCAAUGCAAAGGUUGUGGUAGUCUCGUAGGCUACAGGCAAGAGCCGCUUGGGGAGACAGCAAUGGCGACCUACCUGUACCAAGACACUCUAGUAGAGAAGCAAACCAUGGCGCUCAAAUUUGUCAACAAAAUAAACAUCUGAUGUGCUACUUCUGGCAAUAAAACACAGAAUGUACUAGUUAAUCUUUUUUGGCAUUUUUGAGUAGCUACAAUUUGCUCUACUCUGCCAUAUGGCUUACUCAAAUUCAGACGAGACUUUUCCCCUUUCCCCAUACACUACACGGACUGAAAUCGCUCUUCAUCGAGAACGAGUGAAUAUCCAUAAUGUGAUGGCCGUUUACCUGCGU
Molecule: messenger RNA, 1503 nt
Organism: Amoebophrya sp. A25
Lineage: Eukaryota; Dinophyceae; Syndiniales; Amoebophryaceae
Source: the annotation of a GenBank genome assembly